Messenger RNA from Octopus bimaculoides (California two-spot octopus), 6469 nucleotides. Its product is annotated as E3 ubiquitin-protein ligase HECW2. Gene Ontology annotation, cellular component: cytoplasm. Lineage: Eukaryota; Metazoa; Mollusca; Cephalopoda; Octopoda; Octopodidae. Gene Ontology annotation, molecular function: protein binding; ubiquitin protein ligase activity. Gene Ontology annotation, biological process: protein ubiquitination; ubiquitin-dependent protein catabolic process; regulation of dendrite morphogenesis. The record is from RefSeq and is a predicted model, not a curated record.
GUUUCGUCUCCGUCCCGACAGUCUCCGCCUAUGAUGGACGACUAAAGCAAGGGCGAUGGCCCACAUUAUCAGGAACUAAUAUCUUUGAUUCUAUAACGCUUUACCGCUUCACACAAUCUAUGUCGUUUGUUUCAUAACACUACUAGCUUCGACAUUCGUUGAAAUUUUAUUGCCACCAAGUGCGACAUUAUUACUGAAAUAGAAGGAGAAAGCAUCGACUUCCAAAGAAGAAACAAAUAUUAUGGCAUGAACACUUUUUCAUUGGAAGCAUUUUUAACCCUGGAGAUCAAUAUGGGGGGUUCUAAUCUGUUGGUUCCUUCCUGACAAUAAGCAUACUCUACUUUUUUAUUAAUUCAUUUUUUUUUCUCUUAUGUAUAUUUUAUAAGACAAACAUUUUGGUCUUGAUGGAACACAUAGUGAGGCCACCCGAUAUGGAAACCACAACACAUGGAUGUUCCUCUUAACCUCACAUUGUUUCUUAAACAAUGGCCAAGGCUGUUCCCUUUCAUACAAGUUCAGAGUUUAAUUUUGUUGAUGACUUAUCUCUGCCAACAAGCCGAAGUUGUGGAAUUCCAAGCGUUGGCAAACUGACUCUUCAUGAAAGAUCCAACAGUGAUUCUAACCUUGCUCUUUGGAGUCCUGAGACUCGAUCAAGUCUUACAUUGGAUAAAGAGGAAUUUACCUUGGGUUCUGACAGUCAAGUUAUAGUGGAAUGGGACAUCAAGGAGGAUGUCACAGCAAAUGAUUGGAUUGCAUUAUUUCCUGCAGAUGAAAGCAAUUCCUCUCGGUUCUGGGACAUCAAGAUCCGUGGUAUCACUGGUGGACAAACCGGAGAAAUAAUGUGGGAUCUAGAUGCCAUCAGUCAUUAUUUUACAGAUGCUAUUACUAGGAUCUGCUUUAAAUACUUUCAAGGCAGUUCAGGAGACGAAAUUGCAUCAACUUCUUCUGCCAUUGUACGAAACCCAAGGGCUUCUGUGCAGAAUGACAAAAAUGGCACUCUAACAAGUGAAAACCAAGAACGACUUAAAAUUGUUGUUUCAGAUGUAGAAGCUGCUAAUCUGAAGAAAGGGAUAUUUUUUAAUCCGGAUCCCUACAUUAAAAUGGUAGUUCAUCCUGGACGCUCAUCGGCUCAACUUCCCCACCAUAGUAAACCAGUUCGAACUACCAUUGAAUCCAAUACAACCAAUCCAAGAUGGGAAGGACAGGUUUUUACCCUUGAUGCUAUAGCUACUGAUACAAUUGAAUUUGAAGUGAAAGACAAGUUUGCAAAGAGUCGUCCUACUAUAAUUCGCUUUUUAGGACGUGCAGAGGUUUCAGUACAAAGAAUUAUUGAUAAAGUUAAUGCUGCUUGUGGUCCAGUCAACUUUAAUUUGGAUUUAGUACGGAGACAUCCUCGAGAAAACGUGAGUGGAACACUCAUGCUUACAACUGGAGUUCAAGUUGAUAUUCAAGCUGACAUUCUGAAUGAUCAAAGAAAAAUACUGUCCUGUCCAAGGAAAAAAUCUCAAGCCCGAAAGACUUCUCUACCUGAUGGACUUCUGAGCAGCCCAAAGGCUAUGAAUCGUCAUCACCACCGGCAUACAGAACCUGUGAUAACUCUUGAAGGAUUAUUAUCUCCAGAAAACCCUACUGUGAGUGAAUCUUCUAGUGUAGAGCAUCCAGCCAUUAGCAAUGGUAUCAUACCAAAUAUGCAAGUACCAAAUAGAAUAGGAAUAGCAAAGGAAAAAUUAUUGGUUGUUGGAGACUCUCCAAAUAUGGCCACUGUUCCUAGCAUUGUUUGUGCUUCUGAAGAGGAAGAAGAGGAAGACUUACCUGAGAUAAAUCAAUCUCAAGAAAGUAAAGAAAGUAAUUUAACUGAGAGUGACAGUAGCUUUAUAGACACCAAAACAGUGGAAAACACAGAAGAAGCAGAUAAACCAAAUGCUGAGGCAGUAGCCAUAGAAAACCCUGUCUCAACAGAAGCCGAACCAGUUGUGACAGCAAGUGAGAGUUGCGAAACAAUAUCUACAAGUGAAACAGUUCCUUUGCUCACCACUGAACCAGUUGUUGAAAAUACAGACCCUGUUGAAGAGAUAAGCAGUGAGGAAAGACCAUCGAAUUGUGAGACAAAUGUAGAAGCUGUUGAGGAUGAAGAAGAUGAAGAUGAGCAAACUUUAGUUCCAACGAGUCUAAGUGAAGAUUAUGAUGGAGAUACAGAAAUGAAUGAAUCAUUAGGUUUGCAGGCUGAGGAUGAAUGUGAAGAGACAGAACAGGCUACAACAGAACUAUCUGCAAAUACUCCUGUAUCAGAGCCUGUAGAGAAUGUAUAUAUUGAAAGUAGUUCUGCUGGAUUGGAACUUAUGCUUCAUGGCCCUGGAGAACCACCACUCUUACCUCCAAGAACAUACCCAUCAAAAUCCAAAGCUCCCCCCCUUCCUCCUCGUCAACGUCCAAAAGAGGCACCCCCACUUCCUCCAAGAUUGCCCGACAAGUCGACACCUUCUUCCCCUGUCAGUCCCAUAGUAAGUCCCACUAUAUGUGGCUCCCAGGCCCCUACUGCAAAUACCAAUGAAUGUACAUUAUCACCAAAAACCCCAGAAACCAGCCCUGCUGCCCAUUCAUUGCAGCCACCACCCCCCAUUCCGCCCAGAACUUACAGCCCUGUACAUAUGGCUGAAGAAAAUGAGCAAUAUAUUGUGGACAGCCUUGUUGGCUCCUUAGAAAACUUGAGUGUUGACCAGGCAGCUGGAGCUGUUGGUGGUCAGCAUGACCAUCUGUUCACACCAAGAUGCACUUCACAUGUAUCAACAAAAUCUAAAGGCCACCACAGUGAAGAAGGGAAAUUCCAUGGAUCUCCAUCUGUUAGUUUAAACAAUGAUGGUAGAAAACUAUCUUCGUCUGUCCCAGGACCUGCUACGAUGGAUUCUGUUGCUAUAGCUGAAAAACCUACAAAACCUCAUUCACAUGUUAAACGACAUAAGAGUCACACUUCUAAAAACCCUCCACAUGAUAAACAUGGCAUGACUCAUUCUAUGUCAGAUUCUAUGCACACCAAUGGUCGCCAGCACCGCAUAAAUUCUCCACCAAGAUUUUCUGAUGUAUUUGCUAAGAAUGGCACUUCUGACAAUGUGAGUCCACGGUCUGCAACGCCAAUCCAGAAUGGGGCUUCACCAUCACCACCGCUUAAUAGAAUGCGCACUCUAAGUGAAGAGGAACGUAAGCAGAAUAGACAGCAGAUAGCUCAUCACCUACAGCUCUGGCACCAGAAAAGAGUUGGUGGUAACAGUCAGAGGUCUGAUUCUAGUUCUACUUCAUCAGACUCAAAUUCUUCAACUAAUAUCCCUGCUGUUGAUGGUUGUGACCGGCUGGAUGGUUCUAAUCUAACACAUGCUAGCUCAGCUCCACCUCCACCCCCACCUCCUCCCAACCAGUCCUCCCAUCAGCCGAAAAAUGGGGUUCGCCGUGACACAUCACUACGAUGGUCCAGUCACAACACUUCAACAACUUCUGUACCACGUCCAUCCACAGCAAGCCACUCUGCAGCUGCUCCUGACUCUGUGGUUUGGCACCGGCGAUCUCACAGUAGUCAUUCUUCUUCCCAUCAUCACGCUAAUAGUGAUAAUGCUGCAUCAUUGCCUCGUUUACCUUCACGAAGGCCCAGAUACCAUCGUGUUGAACCACAACCUGGUGAAGAGCCACUCCCAGCUGAUUGGGAAGCUGGUGUUGACACUCAUGGACGAGUUUUCUAUAUUGACCAUGUGAACCGAACAACAACUUGGCAGAAACCACAAGUAGGACAAAGUACUGGUCAUCGAAGGCCCACUAUAAGUUCAGAACAAAGGCAACAAUUAGAUCGCAGAUAUCAAAGUAUUCGACGAACAAUCUCACAGAGCCGACCUGAAGAACCACCACCACCUCCACCACCACCACCCCUUCCUCCUCAGACAUCUGAAUUGUCAGCCUGUGGUAAGCAUGGUGAUUCAAAUACAUCAAGUGGUAGUAAUAGUAGCAGUUCUGUUACUUCAACAUCAGGUAGCACCUCAUCACAGUCACGGACACCUGAAAGCCGAUCUGUAUACAACAGUCCUGCUGUUAAAUUUCUGACAAGACCUGACUUCUUCCCUAUUCUUCAAGCACAUGAGGGCGUUUUACAAGCAUACAAUAGGAACAGUACUUUGAACCAUAUGAUAACUCGAAUUCGCAGAGACCCACAAACCUUUGAGCGGUAUCAACAUAACAGGGAUUUAGUUUCAUUCUUAAAUAUAUUUACGGAUACUAGAAGAGAACUACCUCAAGGCUGGGAAAUGAAGAUUGACCGAUCAAGGAAAGCUUUUUUUAUUGAUCAUGUAAAUAGAACAACAACUUUCAUAGACCCACGCUUGCCAGUUGAUACUCCCCCAGUAAACCCUUACUUUCUACAUAUGUCCUUCUUGCGCUUGGAUGGCUCUCACACUGGAAGUCCUCACUCCACUUCUUAUCAUGCUGGAGGCCCUCACAGUAGCAGCUCUCAUUCAAGUCCACACUCAGGAGGUACACAUUCACACUCGAGCCCACACUUAGGCGGCCCACACUCAACUUCUCACAGUACACAUUCUCUUUCACAUUCAGCUUCUCAUACAGGCGCACCAACACCACCUCCUCGAAAUGCUGGAAGUGAUGUAAUUCCAACAGCAUACAAUGAUAAAGUUGUUGCAUUCCUUCGUCAACCUAACAUAAGUGAAGUCUUAAAGGAGAAACAGUCUUGUUAUGCAUCCAACAGUUCUCUUCGAGAUAAAAUCAAUAAAAUUCGUUCUGAAGGCACUGAAGCCCUUGAUCGCCUUUCUAAUGAUAUUGAAUUAACAAUAUUAUUAAGCUUAUGUGAGAAUGAAAUCAUGUCCUAUGUUCCUCCUCAUCUACAACAAUCCUCUUUAAGCUCAGGGGUCCAUUCCCCAUCAGGUUCACCACAAGCUUCUCCAGGUGUUCAACGACCAACUAGAGUUCCAGCUCCAUACAAAAGGGAUUUCCAAGCAAAACUCAGGAAUUUUUACAAAAAAUUAGAAACUAAAGGAUAUGGUCAGGGACCAGGGAAAUUAAAAUUAACAGUAAAAAGAGAUAAUGUUUUAGAAGAUGCCUUUAAUAAAAUAAUGUCCACUUCUAAGAAAGAGCUACAGAAAAGUCGACUCUAUAUCUCAUUUGCUGGGGAAGAAGGGUUAGACUAUGGGGGACCAUCAAGAGAGUUUUUUUUCCUGUUGUCACGCCAGCUUUUCAACCCAUAUUACGCUUUGUUUGAAUAUUCUGCCAAUGACACCUACACUGUACAGAUUAGCCCAAGGUCCAGAUUUGUGGAUAACUACCAAGAAUGGUUCAGGUUCGCAGGACGUGUUUUAGGAUUAGCUCUCGUCCAUCAGUACUUACUGGAUGCAUUCUUCACUAGACCAUUCUAUAAAGCUUUGUUAAGAGAAUCCUGGACAAUAGCAGAUGUUGAGGCUCUAGAUACAGAAUUUCACCAAAGUUUGUUGUGGAUUCAGGAUACAGAUAUUACUGAACAUGAUUUAGUGAUGACAUUCUCAGUAAAUGAAGAAGUUUUCGGUCAGGUUACUGAAAGAGAGUUAAAACCAAAUGGAAAAAACAUACCAGUGACAGAGAAAACUAAAAAAGAAUACAUAGAAAAAAUGGUGAACUGGCGCUUAGAACGGGGAGUAACAGAGCAAACGGAAUGUCUAAUUAAGGGUUUCUAUGAGGUGAUUGACCAUCGUUUAGUUUCUGCUUUUGAUGCCCGGGAACUGGAACUUGUAAUUGCUGGAACAGUAGAAAUUGAUAUUAAUGACUGGAGGAAAAACACUGAAUAUCGUUCAGGUUACCAUGACCAACAUCUUGUUAUUCAGUGGUUUUGGGCAGCAAUUGAAAAAUUUGAUAAUGAAAGAAGGUUACGCCUUUUACAGUUUGUAACUGGAACCUCCAGCAUUCCAUAUGAAGGGUUUGCUGCCCUACGUGGAAGUAAUGGACCACGGAAGUUUUGUAUUGAAAAGUGGGGACGUAUUACCAGCCUUCCAAGAGCACACACUUGCUUUAACCGCUUAGACCUGCCUCCAUACACUUGUCAAGAAAUGUUGUUUGAGAAAUUAGUGACUGCAGUGGAGGAAACAAGUACCUAUGGCAUGGAGUAAAGCAACUUAUCUUGAGUCAUUUGAUGAUGACGUUUGAUAAUGAUGAUGACGGUGAGGAGGAAGAGGAGGAGUCUGAUUGCAGUAGCAAUACCUAGUUAUCUGUUUAAGGCAGCAGCAAUACAGCAGCUCUAUGUAUCAACACCAGUUGUCCAUAUGUCUUGCUAUAACAGUGAAACUAUCUGCAAUUGCCUGCUAGCCAUGUCUCUGGCCAAAUGCCACUGCUAUUUUGCAGGAAUUCUCUCACACAACACAUGUACAUCAUACACUCACUCACCUGCACAUAAAAACACACACACACACACACACUAUACAUUAUAUAUAUAUAUAUAUAUAUAUAUAUAUAU